AUGGGACAUGAAAACUCGAAACAUUUUAACGAGAAAAUCGUUCUAAAAGAUAGUUUAGCACUAUCUUCUGAUCAAGUUCGAUUUAUAUGCCAGCAAACGAAUUUAGUCGAUAGAGAAGUUCGCCGACGACAUGCUCAAUUUAUCAAUUUAAUCAAAGAUGGUCAAAUGACAGAAAAACAAUUUACUAUGGUUCUGCAGAACAUCUGGCCAAGAGGUAACGUGCAGAAACUUGCCAAUUAUCUGUUUAAUCGAUGUGACAAGUAUAAAAGAGGAUUUAUUGAGGCUACUGAGUUUAUUAUAAUUCAUUAUCAAUUGAAUGAUGAUAAAUCUUAUCUUGGUUUUCUAUUCGAUAUGCUCGACACUCGCCGCAAAGGAUAUCUACUGCGAGAUGCCAUUGAACCAUUGUUCGGCUUACUAUUUGAACUCAUCGGACAUCCAAUAGAUGAGCAAAAUGGUGUUAAUAUAUCUCAAAUGCAUAUUGCCCAUCUGAUUGAAUUGAUAGAAACAAAUGACAACAAACGACUAUUGCGUGAACACUUCAUUAAUAUUGGAAAUGUUGAAUGGGUCGACGAGGACAAUGGAGCUGGCGCUUUGUUCAUUGAACAAUCAUGUUGA
This is a messenger RNA of Adineta ricciae, 615 nucleotides long. The record is from the annotation of a GenBank genome assembly. NCBI's taxonomy places the organism in Eukaryota, Metazoa, Rotifera, Eurotatoria, Adinetida, Adinetidae.